AUGACUGUGGACGCUGAACCGCACGGCGCUGAACGUGCUGCUCUGCGAGCAGAUGACUCGGAUGUGGAUAUGCAAUCUACACCAAGUGAUGACGACGUGGACAUGGCCCGUCAAAUGGAAACAGGUUUCAAGCGUGCUGACCGUACUCUGUCGUCCUUUACGGACGAAAAUCCCUAUGCAGCUCUUGAAGUUGUGGACUGUGAGUUUGAAGCUUUUGAGCCAAAUACUACGUCGGAUUGGACUGCUGGUGUAUUGAUGGUGCCUCAUCUUACCUCGACGGGAACCACGCAAGAUGCUAGUGAACCCCUUCCAACCAAGCGUCGCGCGAAGACCCCAGGGGCCAACAAACUGGUGGCUGAAGAAGGUGUUUUAGUGUCAGCCGAAGAAGCGGAGCUGGAAUCGCAUGAGGAUCGUGUGGUCCAAAACACGCAACAUUUGAAACCCGUUGAGAAGCUGCUGCAGACUUCCAAAAACAUGGACAAAGUUGUCGAAUCUAUUACGGCGAUGCCAACUGCAUGGUCUACGGCUUUCUGCACUGAUCUCGCAAAUGGUGGUGACAAUUUGGAGGAACUGGCGUCGAUCCACUUGUUGAACCGCAUUCUCGCAGCAAAUGGAAUGUUGGGCACGUUUAACAAACGUGCGAUCAGCUCCCACUUGCCCCUCGGGAAAACUCGGAGCUCCUACGUCAGCUACUUAGCCGCGGAACUGAAACGACAAAGUGCUGAAGCAAAAAACCAGUGGGGGAUUCUGCGCCUGCUUAGCGCCUUUGAAUUGCUACUGAAAGCUACGUGUCCCUUUCUGACUGGAUCCAGUGAAUGGGUAGAUUAUCUCUUCGGAGAACACGAUGCAGACACGUCGUGCGGACAUGGUUCUCUUUUCUCGGAUUCGAUACUUCUCCAGUUGCUGCGCUCUCACCUAGGAACCCAGCUACUGACAGCGCUGCUGCAGAAAUUACCAACAAGCACACUUCUGGUGGACCUCCACUCGCUAUGCUGCAGUGACUUACAAGUGCAAGAGCUCCCGAGUGUUCCCCUUGACAGUCUGUCGUCGGCGUUUGAGGCGGCAUUGAUUAAUUAA
Phytophthora sojae is the source of this 1077-nucleotide messenger RNA. RefSeq lists its product as hypothetical. Bases 1 to 1077 code for a protein of 358 amino acids. Lineage: Eukaryota; Oomycota; Peronosporomycetes; Peronosporales; Peronosporaceae. The transcript has a single exon. The record is from RefSeq and is a predicted model, not a curated record.